AUGGCACAUUCUGAAGGAGCUUUCCUUAAUAGGGCACCUUUGUUUGAUGGAAAUGAUUAUGUUUUCUGGAAAGUUAAAAUGGAAGCAUUUAUACAUUCUCUAGAUGUAAGGAUGUGGGAUGUAGUAACAACAAAAUACAAUGUUCCAGCGUCAGUUCCUACUGAUGCAGAUGAGAAACUAAAAUUUGAAUUAGAUAAGAAGGCUAGAUAUGCUCUUCUUUGUGGUCUUGCUAGAGAUGUCUUUGCCAAAGUCAUUUAUUGUAAAUCUGCAAAUGAUAUAUGGGUAAAACUUGAAACUAUCUAUCAAGGAGAUGACAAGGUUAAAGAAUCUAAACUGAUUACUCUUAAAACUCAGUUUGACAAUCUGAAAAUGAGUGAUGAUGAAACCAUUGCUGCAUAUUUUUUAAGAAUUGAGGAAGUUGUGAAUGCCAGGAAGGGUUUAGGUGAAGACAUAGAAGAACAUGAUGUUGUUUCAAAGGUUAUUAGGUCAGUCCUACCUAAAUUUGAAACAAAAAUUUCUACAUUAGAAGAAAAGAAAAGCUUUUCAAAAAUGACCUUACAUCAACUUCAAGGAACUCUAACUGCGUAUGAAAUGAGAAUCAGCAGUCAAGCUAGUUCUUCAUCAAAAGAAUCAGCCUUUAAGGUUGAAAAGAAUGAUGAGAGUGAUUCAGAUCUAACUGAUGCUUUAGAAGCAUUAUUGGUUAAAAGAAUGGCAAAGAAAUAUAAAAGCAAACCUAAAUGCUUCAGUUGUGGUCAAUUAGGACAUUUUGCUGCUAGAUGUCCAAAUCUUGAACUUGAUGAGUGUGAUGAGAAAUCUGAGAAAUUUUCUAGGAAGAAGCCUUGGAAUCAGAAUAAAAGGUUUAAGGAUUUCAAAAAGAAAAGUCUUUUUUCAAAAGAGGAUCCAAAUGAAGAAUCUAGUGAUGCAGAUGAAGAAGGGGAAACAUUAUUUAUGGCGGAAAUAGUUCAUACUCCUAAAUUUGAAUCAAAUGAGCCUGAAUCCUCAUCUGAUUUAGAGAUAGACGUAGAUCUUGAAGAAGAACUUCUAAAAUCCCUGCAAGAAAUUAAAAGGUUAAAAAAAUCAGUUGCAAAUUAUGAGACUGAAAAUCAAAAACUUCAAGAUGAAUUAAUAAAAGCAAAUUCAAUUAUAGAAGGUCAAAAAUUCUCACUUGAAGAAAAGGAUAAAAAACUGAAAAUCUUGCAAUGUUCUUUUGAAGAAUCUACUAAACAGAAAACAAAGUUGUUUUUCAAUGGAUAUUGUUUCAACUGCAAUAUCUUUGGGCACAAAGCAAUCUUUUGUAAAAAUAGCACUGGUUAA
This is a messenger RNA of Cryptomeria japonica (Japanese cedar), 1314 nucleotides long. RefSeq lists its product as uncharacterized. The transcript has a single exon. Gene Ontology annotation, molecular function: nucleic acid binding; zinc ion binding. NCBI's taxonomy places the organism in Eukaryota, Viridiplantae, Streptophyta, Pinopsida, Cupressales, Cupressaceae. The record is from RefSeq and is a predicted model, not a curated record. Bases 1 to 1314 code for a protein of 437 amino acids.